UUGAAAGUUUAUCUAACCUAUACAUCACAAAAUUCAAGACUAUUAUGUGCAUAGUUGGAAACAAAAUCACUUGUUGAAAUCACAUAUUUGCCGGUCAUAAUCACACAUUCGCACUCAUAAACUCAUAAUUUUGAGUAUAAAUUCUACCGGACCAAAUUGUAUCUCUUUUUUUACACAUUGUAGUGAAACAAGUGUAAGAUUCACAACAGAAAGAGAAGCGUUACCGAAGAUGGCGGCACCGGGAGGCGGGAUGUUAGACGGCGGAGUCCCAAUGGCGCAACCACCAGGAACAGACAUGACCGGGAUAUGCUUCAGAGACCAGUUAUGGCUAAACACUUACCCUCUCGAUCGCAACCUCGUCUUCGAUUACUUCGCUUUAUCACCGUUCUACGACUGGACUUGCAACAACGAACAAAUUCGAAUGCGAUCUCUUCACCCACUCGAUCCCUCUCAACUCACGAAAAUGACGGGUAUAGAGUAUGUGCUGAGUGAAGUUAUGGAACCUCACCUUUUCAUUAUUCGGAAACAGAAGAGAGAUAGCCCUGAUAAAGUUACUCCAAUGCUUGCUUAUUACAUCUUGGAUGGUUCUAUUUAUCAAUCUCCACAGUUGUCCAAUGUUUUUGCUGCUCGAGUUGGAAGGGCACUUUAUUAUAUUCAAAAGGCAUUUACUACAGCUGCCUCUAAGUUGGAGAAGAUAGGAUAUGUUGAUUCUGAAAAGGAGACUACAUUGCCAGAACCGAAGGCAGCUAAGGAGACAAUUGACUUAAAAGAAAUUAAACGAGUGGAUCAUAUUCUUGCAUCUUUGCAACGCAAGCUUCCGCCAGCUCCACCUCCACCACCAUUUCCAGAAGGGUAUGUUCCGCCUUCAACAGCAGAAACUGAGAAAGGCCCUGAAACUCAGGAAGCAACUGAGUCGCAAGCACCUACAGUUGAUCCGAUAAUUGAUCAAGGACCUGCAAAAAGAAUGAAAUUUUGAGAUAAAAGGCAAACCGCAAUACCUAUCGAUAUUCAGGUAAAAGAGAAGUUGAUUAAUAUUUAUUCCUUCCAGGAAGGCCUAGUCAAAAGAUGAUUAACUUUGUGUUAUUCUCUGGUCUAUAAUAUGUUGUUCUAUUAUUGUCUUCACCAUGAAUGUACAUAAUUCUCUGUUAGGUUCAAUGUGGAUGGUAUCAAAUUUUAACUUUUCAUUCUAAUCAAUAUAUAGUCUGACAGUGUAAACAAUAUCAAUUUUCAUUGGAAAUUUUCUAUCCACUCCCUAAAAA
Lathyrus oleraceus (garden pea) is the source of this 1259-nucleotide messenger RNA. RefSeq names its product mediator of RNA polymerase II transcription subunit 6. Gene Ontology annotation, biological process: regulation of transcription by RNA polymerase II. Gene Ontology annotation, molecular function: transcription coregulator activity. Gene Ontology annotation, cellular component: mediator complex. Lineage: Eukaryota; Viridiplantae; Streptophyta; Magnoliopsida; Fabales; Fabaceae. The transcript is spliced from 5 exons. Bases 230 to 976 code for a protein of 248 amino acids. The record is from RefSeq and is a predicted model, not a curated record.